AUGUACUGUUCUGCUUGGGUUUUCGCAAUAGUCGGUGCUUUGUGCACUAUCACCGCAACUGCCGACACGCACCGCAAACGUGCUCCGGCAAACUGGCAAGAUGACACGCGCAAUGCGUUGUCGUCUGCCUUCAACUACGCGACUCAAUACGCACCCCCCGAGGCCGUCCCAUACAUUGCGGAGGGCAACAGCUAUGCUACUGCAUGGAUGAAUGACAAGGACGCUCAGUCUAACACGGUUGACAACCCUCCGCCGGCGCCGACUUCGAGUGCCAUCGCUCAGCCCCCUCCACCCGCAUCCCCUGCGCCUAGCCCUGCACCUAGCCCUAUGGAGGAUGACAGGCGCGGCGCGCUUUCAUCUGCUCGCAGCUACGCUACCGAAAAUGCACCUCCCGGCGCGAUUCCUUUCAUUGAGAAGGGCAACAGCUACGCGACUGCUGCAUUGACGCAAGCUGCUCAGCCGACCCCGAACGCGCCUGCGCAGAAACGCAACUGGAAGGAUGACAAAAGUGCCGCCCUUGAGUCGGCGCUAUUCUAUGCUACGCAGCACGCUCCUCCUGAAGCAAUCCCCUACAUUUUGAAGGGACACAGCUACGCUGUGGAUGCAUUGAACCGUCAGCCCGCCCAAGCUACCCCCGCGCCGAAUGGCAACUAA
Molecule: messenger RNA, 654 nt
Organism: Malassezia vespertilionis
Lineage: Eukaryota; Fungi; Basidiomycota; Malasseziomycetes; Malasseziales; Malasseziaceae
Exons: 1
Coding region: 1-654 (217 amino acids)
Source: RefSeq, a predicted model, not a curated record